This is a messenger RNA of Pistacia vera, 1481 nucleotides long. RefSeq lists its product as uncharacterized. The coding region runs from base 55 to 522 and encodes 155 amino acids. NCBI's taxonomy places the organism in Eukaryota, Viridiplantae, Streptophyta, Magnoliopsida, Sapindales, Anacardiaceae. The record is from RefSeq and is a predicted model, not a curated record. The transcript is spliced from 2 exons.
AUUAAUUUUAAGCCUUUCGUCUUUCAUUUUGCUUCCAAACUCCAAAAGCAUGCAAUGGCAGACAUACAUGACUCAGUUUCUGGAACAAAUCAUGAUGAAUUUGUGAAUGACGAGCUUUUCUACAAUCUGUUGGCUGCUGCUGACUCACAUGAAAUUGAGAACCAAGGUGAUCAUGAUCCUCUCUGUUCUAAGCAGCAUCCUCUGCUCAAUCUUGAAGGAAUAUCGGCUUCAACGUCGAUAAUGGAAGUUAAUGAAGCUGACUGGGACUGGCUUCAUCCCUCUCAGCCUGGAAAUACUAGUCUUUGCUCGCCUGCUUUUGGUUCUGAAGGAGACAACAAUGUUGAAUUGGUGAGGAAUCAUCAACAAGAGAUUCAAAAUCUGGAAAUGGAAAAUUCAAACCAAUACAUUCCCAGUAGGGAUAUUCCUAGAUUGUCAUUAGAGAAUGAUGACAAUGAUGUGAUGUCAUCCGAGUAUAGUGGUGGUGGUGAGAUACAUUCUGAACCAACUGUCAAUUUAAAGUAAGUUAAUGCUCAGUCUCCAAAAAUUGGGAUGGCGUUUUCAUCUGAAGAGGAGGCUUACAAUUUCUACAAAGCUCAUGCUAAAGAAACAGGUUUCAAGGUAAGGAAAGGAAAGAUACGACGAUUGUCAGAUAGAAGCAUUAGAACAAAAUUUUUCUUGUGUUCAAAACAGGGUUUUCGAAUGCAGAAGCAGGCUAACAAGACACCAAACUAUCAGAGAAAAGAGACCAGAACAGGUUGUGAAGCCAUGGUUCAUUUUACAGUUGACAAUGGAAAGUGGCUGAUCUCAGAUUUUAAUCCUAAGCACAAUCAUGACCUUCAAGGAAAGUCGGAUAUCAUUGUAGGUUCAUCCACCAAUGUCUCAUGUGAUCAUUCUAUGAGUACCACUAUGAAUGAAGCUGGGACAGUGAAAGAAGCAGGGGCUGCAAAUUCUGUGGGAUUUCAUAAUAUGGAAUGCACUAGCAUCUUAAAUGAUGAGAAAGUCAAUGGCCUACAACUUGUAGAUGGACAAAGUUUACUUAAUUAUUUCGGACGUAUGCAAGUAGAGGAUCCUUCAUUUUUGUACACAGUGCGAGUCAAUCAUAGAAACUGCCUAAUGAAUUUCUUCUGGAUGGAUGGAAGGUCAAAGAUAGACUAUGAUUACUUCGGGGAUGUUGUCAUUUUGGACACAACUCUUCGAGUUGAUGCAUAUAAUAUGACAUGUGCACCAUUUCUAGGAAUUAAUCAUCAUGGGCAAUAUAUCUUAUUUGGAGGCGCUUUGUUGCUUGAUAACAGCAGAGACUCAUUCCUUUGGUUGUUCAGGACUUUUCUGGAAGCGAUGGGAAACCGUCAACCAAAAACAAUAUUCACUGAUGGGUGUCAAGCACUGUCGGACGCACUAGAGGUGGUGUUGCCAGAUACUAAACAUCUUCUUGGUCUACGGUAUAUCUUCCAAAAUACUGCAGAGCAUCUUUCCAGCUAUUC